GUGAGCUGGCUGCCUCCUCUGCCUCUCCUGUGCCUCUUUGAGCCACUCCAGCGUACGCGCUCUUCCUCUCUGCUGCUUUCUUGUGUUUUCCCCGCGUCUUUCCACAAAUCCCAUACCUCUUCAUUUCUCUCUGUCUCUCUUUUUUCUUUCUCUCUCUCUCUCUCUCUCUCUCCACCUCUCCUAUCCUGGGACAGGAAAAAGGAGCAGUAGCAGGGAGCACUGUGGAAGAAGACUAACCACAAUAACAGGAAAAGGAAGUGGGCAGUGACCUGUGUGAGAUAAGGGCAGGAGCAAGGGGCUGCGGUCAAACAGCUGUGGACUAACUGUUUGAGGCUUCUGGAUGAGAAAACCCACAUCAGAGGGCGAGAGGAGGAAAAGAAGCAAGAGAUUCUGAGAACCUGUUGGAUUCACACCUSAGGGAACAAACCUUGACAACCUGAGAAGAGGGAGACAAAGCGAUAAGGACCAUUUGGGGAGGAGAGGAGCUCCACUUGGAGUGACUUUUUGUUUUUUGUUAUAUGAAAAAAAGUACUUGAAAUAUUUGCAACACAAUUACAUCUCAACAAAUACUUGGGAGGUUUUGUACGUUUUUUUUAUUUUUACUUAUUUGAAACCUAAUCAUUUUCUUUUGGAAGUACAUUUUUGAGAUCCACUCUCAAGAAGCAUCACCAUAUUUUUUGAUCAACUUUCUUAUCGGUUUCGACAUUCCAGUGAAAAAGUGGGGGAAAACUCCUGAAAAUACACCUGAUUUCCACAAAAGGAAGAGGAGUGAGAAGUAACUGGCAAAAACAACAAUCUGACGAGCUGUUCUGCUCCUUAAGCCAUCUUGAAUUUGGAUGUCUCCAAACUGUGGUCCAAUGUCUUUUGCCAAGAUGAUGGCACGGCUCCAGCUGAGGACGACAGGACUUUUGACCACUUUGGCCUUGUUCUUCUUUCUCGUUGUGGCUCAAGACACUGGCCUUCCAGCUGUGGUGCUGGAGAGACAAGACUCGGGUGAUAUUGUGAGAAAAGAAUCCCAUCCGGUGCUGUUCAGACAGAAGAGAGAAUGGAUCUGGAACUCUCUCUAUGUGGAAGAAGAAAAGCCUGCACCCAUCCCUUAUAAGAUUGGACAACUCAAGUCGAGCAAGAACGUGGAAGUGAAGAAGUACAAAAUAGACGGAGAAGGAGCAAACACCAUCUUCACGGUGGAUACAAAGGGAGACCUAUUUGUUAGAACAAGCCUGGACAGAGAGGAGAAGGCCUUGUAUCAUUUAACAGCUCGCAUGUUUGACGGGAACAACCAGUUGAUCGAGGACGCCGGGGAGUUUGUGGUGCAGGUGACAGACAUCAACGACAACAGCCCAGUUUUCCCCAGGGUGUACAAUGGCUCCAUUCCAGAAAGGUCCAUCAUAGGAACUAAAGUGAUUGAAGUGAGGGCAACUGAUGCAGAUGACCCCACUACUGCUAAUGGAGAGCUCAAGUACUCUUUGACUUCAGCUGGAGACACUUCUGCCUUCGAAAUCGACCCCCUUACUGGUAUGAUCAGCUGCAGGACAAACAGUCUGGACCGGGAGACCAGGAGUCAGUAUGUGCUGGUGGUAAAAGCUCAGGACAUGAGAGGAAUGGCUUCUGGCAGCACGGCCACCACCUCMGUCACAAUCAACAUCACUGAUGUCAACGAUAAUUUAGCUUCAUUUACCGAAAAGUCGUAUUCACUGUAUGUUCCCGAGAACCACAGGCUGAAUGAAAAGAUUGACACUCUGAAGUUGGAGGACAAAGAUCAGAUUCAAAACAAAGAUCCCAGAUUUUCUGUUCAAAGUGGAUUUCGGGAAAUAUUCAACGUCGAACUCAACGAUAACAAAGACGGCAACCUUGUGCUUAAAAAGGCUUUGGACUAUGAGACAAAGAGCAGCUACAGUUUCACAGUGGAGGUGAACGAAAAUUUACGCUUUCCUGCCGACAACUCSAAAAAGGCCAUUACAAAAGCAGAGGUGAACAUCAUGGUGACGGAUGUAGACGAGCCACCAGUUUUCUCUGAGUCUACCUACACCUUCGGGGUUUUGGAAGAACAGAUGGUGAAUCAAAUAGGAAGAGUCCAAGCCAGAGAUCCUGACAAAGCCAACAGGAGCAUAAUGUACACGAUCUUGGACAAKGAUUGUCCCAUUGGGAUCAAUGCGAUCACAGGUCAACUGUACACCUUGAGAAAGCUGGACAGAGAGCUGCAGGCAACGCACAUGUUUCAAGUUAAGGCGCAGGAGGACCCAGAUGGUUUGGAGUCUUUUGUAAAGGUUAAGAUCAACGUUCUGGACGUCAACGAUAACAAGCCUGAAUUGCAUGUAGAGGAUAUCCAUGUCUGCGAGAAUGACAUGAAAAAUACAGUGAUCGGGACCUUGCAAGCCAGAGAUAAAGACGACCAAUUAGCCUCCUUCUCCUUCAGCCUUGCCAGCCAGAACUCCAACUUCUCCAUCAGAGACCACGGCAACAACACAGCAGACCUGAUAGUGAAACAAGGCCCGUUCAGCCUGGAUGACCCCAAGGAUCACAGUGUGGAUGUGCGGAUCAGUGACGGAGGGCGGCCCGUCCAGACCAGCGUCACCAAACUUUUAAUCAAGGUGUGUCACUGUGAUGCUAAACGAGUUACUUCGAAGUGCAAAGCCGGUGCUCAGAGGAUGGGAGUCAGUGUCCAUGCCCUGAUAGCCAUACUGCUCUGCAUACUAACCAUAUUGGUUAUUGUAAUCCUGAUCGUGAUGAGGAAACGCUACCAGAAGGAUUCUCUGGCCAACAUGAAGAACAGCGGAGAGAUCCACGAGCAGCUCGUCACGUACGAUGAGGAGGGAGGGGGAGAGAUGGACACUAAUGGCUACGACGUCUCCAUCCUCACCUCCGCCUGCAACGACGGCUCCCUGCUCCGCCACCCAGAUUGCCUUCCACACCCUGCGUUGUACGCCAUGGUGCAAAAGCCCCGCCACCACUCACAGCCCGCCGCAUGCAAGGGCGACAUGGCGGCCAUGAUCGAGAUGAAAAAGGACGAAGCCGAUCACGACAGAGACGGAUUCCCGUAUGACACUCUCCACAUCUACGGCUACGAGGGACCCGAGUCUUUAGCCGGGAGUCUCAGCUCUCUGGAAAGUUCUUCAUCUGGGUCAAACUUGGAUUACGACUUUCUCAACGAAUGGGGGCCAAGGUUUAGGGUUCUGGCUGAGCUGUACGGUGUGGAUGGAGCCGACUACUACCAUCAGUACUGAUAGAACCUCCUUUUUUUUCCAGAAUGUACACAUGGAAAGUGUGCAUCAGUGAAAAGAGCCAUAAAAACACUCAAAACAUGCAAGAACCAUGCAGAAAAAAAAAUCACAUAAAAGAAACUUCUUUGACUUUUAAAAACACAAUCAGGGGGGUCUUUUUUCCCCUCCAAACAGUUAGCUUCACCAGUAAGUCAGUGGAUUCAUUUGUGUCUUGUGCCUCUUCUCUCUUCACUCCCAAUCAGAAAAUAAGAGAUUUAUUGAAUCCUGGAAGCUCCUGUGGGCUGAGUCAAGGAUUUUCUAGUUUUACAUUUUUCCUGCUUAUUGUUUUUUUUUUCUAUGCUAAUGUCAAUCAACUAAGCAAUUUUUAAAGUAACUCAUGGACAUGACAUCAUAGGGUUAAGUAAGAACUAACAGCUUCAUACAGAAGAAGACUAAUUUUUAAUGAUUUCAGGACACCAUGAACUUUUUUUUUUCACUAUCGUGAUGCAAAUUCAAACUGAAGAAAUGUUUUCUGCCGACUGAUCAAAAUUUAUCUUGGGUCAUAAUGUUCCAAGAUGAUUUUGAAGAAAAAUUGUGUAUGUAUUUUUUGUUUAUGUCUCAGCUUUUGUGUGUAGCCAUGUUUCGGUCCGGAUACCCACUUUCUCAGUUCUAACUUGGCCCUCUUGUACAGUUUCUCUUCAAAAUCAUACAGCAUUUAAAAUAUCUAUUAACUCUUGUUUUUAGGCAAGCUUGUUAAACCGCAAUUCAGUUUCCUAUUAUUUGUUUCCGGUUUGAGAUGCAAAAUGCUGCAUGAGAGGAAAAACUAAUCAUCUUCAAUUCUGGAAUAUGUGACUUUCUUAAAUUUGGUUGCUAGAAAAGUUUAAAAAGACUACAAAAACACCGAACAGCAACACAAGUUUAAGCCUUGCCAUAUAAUGAUACAACUAAGGAGCCAUUUUCCACAUGAGUCAUUUCGAACCAUUUUCCCCCGUUAUUUUCUGCUCUGAAGAGAGAAAAGACAAUAGACAGAUAGGCAGACAGGAAAUGGCUCUACUGCUGUUCAAACAGAAUUACAGCUCGUUCCCAGGUUUUUAUUUGACAGAACUCCUCAUCGCCAUUUAUUGUUGUGAUGAAAGCUGAGUCCUUCGAGGCAGGCUCAGACAAAAGUCAUUCACACAACUCAGGAAGCAUAAGCAGCUACUUGUGCUGUCAUGAUGUCUCUGGUGUGGCUUGAAUAACUUUAACCUCUCAUACUUUAUGGCUACUGUCGGAUCAAAACAUUGAUAACCAGAAAUAUCACAAAAUGUUGGAAAUCAUUUGAAUAUGUACUUUUAGCUGAAUUCAAAACAGAUAAAUGGACAGAUUCAGGAAAAUGAAAGAUUCUUUUGUUUUCCCAUAGCCCUUUUUAAUGCUUUUCUCAGUGGUGGGCACAGCUAAUCAAAAAGUUAAGUUCAUUAACCACUAAUCUGCUGAACAAGAAUCUAAUCCUAAAACACUAAACAGAUUUUUUAAAUUAGUGGAAGCUAAUGCUAACUGCUAAAACAAAUGUCAUUCAAUCUUUGUGUCACACAUCUUUAUCUCUAUCCAGCUGAAGACUGCUGGGACUAAUGCAAACUUGUUAAUUUACUACUGGUUUAAUUUAAAGGUGAGUGGGAUUGUUUGUGGCAAAUCAGCCAAUCCAAACUAAGUGUGUAUUAUUAUAGAUAUCAUUUGAAGUUAGUCAAACACAAAUAGCAAAUACUUUCUCAUCCAUAUUCUAUACAUAGUGAUUUUUUGUAUUUGUUAUUUAAAUAUUAUUAAAUGUUAUUUUAUUUCUUUUUGACACCCUUAGCUUGAAGUUUAGCUGUUAGAGAUUCUACAUGCUACACGUGUGGUGCCUGACGCCCAUCACUGCUUAUAAGAUGAGAUGGUUUUUCAUUUAUUUCAAGAUAAAUGCCAUAAAGAUAGAAGUUUUACACUUGUGACAUUUUUAGUAAACUUAAUGGAACCUAAUUUAGAGGAAACUAAUUGGUCCGCUAACGGUUUCCAACGUUAGCAGAAAAGCUAAACCACUAAAUGAGACGRUAGUUACACUAUAAGCGGAUUAACAGAAUUGUGCCCACCUCUGACUUUUGUGUUGUUGUCAGUCAUUUACGGUCAUCUUGGAUAUUUGAGCUUACUGUUCUGAUGUUUGCACCCCCCCGGCACACUGCAGGCACAAUUUACAUAAAAAUGUGAAUUUCCUUUUAGUAGCAAAGAUACCUGUUCACUUUACUGAAAAUGCAAACACACGUCAGAAACGUUUUUGCUUUUCAUGACAUUUUAUUGACAAAAUAUGUGUUUGAUAUGACAACUUCACUGGUGCCACUGCUUCUUCUUAUUGUUAUUGCACUUUGUGACAUCAUUCAAAAAUCCUGAAUCCUUGAACGUCCUCUGUGGAUAUGUCAGUCAAUUAUUAGCUUCUGCGGUAAUUACCCACUCCCUGCGGACCUUCUAACCCCUGACCGGGCCCUGUAGAGCACCUGAGCAAUUUAUCACUCAGCCGCAUUUAAAUAAUAACUGCAGGCCUUUUUUGUCUUAUUGCGUAAUGGCUUGGUAAUAGGCUAUAGCGCCUGCAGUUAAAAGGCCAUUCAAAAUCCAUCAUAAAGGUAAAAGGUCACCAAUUUUCUGUAAUGACGACAUCUGAAUCAGACGCAUGGCUUAGUCAUGUAGACUUGUCAUUGUUAAGGUUUCUUUAUUUUUAAAAUGUUUAGUUUUUAUUUGUUGUAGUUUAUUUACUCUGCUGUUUAUUCUGUUUUCUUUGGAUUUGAACGUGUUUCCUUAAAACUAAGGCCAACUUGGAAUGCCAUUGGAUAAAUGGUGAGCACAAUAGCUGGAAGCGCUCAGAGAGCCAGCUUCAUUUAUAUUUUUAUACCCUCAAUGUGCUCGGUCCCCUCGUCCUUACUCUCAGCCUUUCUCUCCUUGUUUUGCCUCACCGUCUCUCCUCCACGUCUCCUCUCUCUUUGUCCUUUAAUCAGCUAAACCAAACAGCAGGGCUCGGCUUCCUGUCCAUCUGGGAUAGUGCCCGCCCCUUUCUGUCUGUGUUAUCACUCUCGUGAGCCAACACAUUGUGCUCACUUCCUGUUAGCGCAGCCUGGGAAACAACCUUGGAGCGGAAGAGGGAUCGAGGCAGGGAGAAACAUGGAGUUAGGGUUUAAGAUGUGAGGGAGGAGAACCAGCAAAAAGGAGUUCAGAACAAAGAUGUUUGGGAUGAAAUGUUGAGCCAUAACACACAGGAAGUGGUGCUACCAACCUGAGGCUAUUUGAUCUUUUUAAAGCAACAAAUUAUUUUUAAGAAAUCAAAAUUAGUAGUAGAAUUUUUGCAAAUCGUAAACUGAUAUAUUUUAAAUUAUGGGCUCCAAAUACCAAAACAUAAAGGUGAACAUUACAUCAGUGUGUGUUAAACAUUGUUCAAGACAAUGUUAUCUCAGCUAGUUAUAGUAAAAGCAAGCAAAAACAAUAAAAAAUGCAAUCUAGACAAAAAAAAGGUCAGUUAAACAUAUUCCCGAUUAAAAAAGGAGCUUGUUUUGCCACUUUUUGAAAACUGACACUUUUUUUAUUUUGAGCUGUCUCCAAUUUUUGUAUGUGUAUGAUCAUUGUAAUUACACGAUGUUUCUACACAUGUAUUUGGGGAAAAAACAUCUCAACCAGCUGCAGCAAAAAGAGGUGCUGCAUUAUUAUUUUUCUUUCAGCAAUAUUGACUGCAGAGUAAAUGUGCAGAAAAUGUAAAGAAUUUUAUGAAGAUAUAGAUGGGAUAUUUUAUAAUCAAGUUUUAAAACUGUAACAAAACUUCAAACAGAUUUCUAUGGCAAUGUGAGCUGGUGUUAGAAUCCAUAUUUUAUAUUUUGAAAUUUUGAAAUAUGCGCUGAGACAUUUGUUUUAAAUAAGUCAUUUGUUUUUAUCUCAUGUAUCUGUGCUUAUUUCACGUUUCUGCUCGUAUUUUUCAUUUAUAAAAAAAAUCUAAAUAUGACCAAUAUUAAAUGAUUCCUUUGUUGAAAUAUUUUAAAAUCAUUUCAAAGUCCUUCUGUGUUUAAGACGACUUAAGCUUCAUUGGGGAGUUUUGGACAUUAACAACGAGUAGCAGCAUUCCUUUGCAUGAAUAAAAAAAGAUGAAGCUUGGACUUAGACGGUAAAAACACGUCUCUCAGGGUCGAAUUCAGGCCACAAAGGUUGUUCACAUUUAUGGCAAAGAACAAGUGAAACCAUCUCCAGAGAAUACAGUACACUGGUUUAUGGUUUAAGUGAUCUUAUUUUGUUUUGGGUUUUUUUUAGGGUAUCCCAUUCAUUGACUGAGGGAUUUUACUUAGAAAAAAAAUCUAUCUAGAAAUAAAGGUGCCUAAUAGUUACUGUUCUUUCUUUUUCUCCAAAAUUUUGUAUUUAAAUGUUUUUUUUUACUUGCUGUAAAAAUUAAAAUAACAUUACUUAUGACAAGUUAAAGAAAACAGCAUCUGAUGCAUGAUUGGAUUCCUGAGUGGAUACAUGAUUUCUGGCUCCUGUGCUUUAUUGUGAUUGCUUGGAUCAGACCAAUGUACAUACACACAAAAUAGUGUUACCCUAAAUAAAAACAUAUAGACUUUCUUGUGUAAAUACAGUAGGGGGUCUGUAAGGGAGCAACAUGUGCCUUUUAUUGUAUAAAUAUACUGUAAUUCUUGAUGUGAUGGUGAACACAAUGUUUUUUUAAUUGUUUUUAUGGUGUAUAGCAGCUACUUUUUAUUACCUGGCAUUUUUUGUAAGUGUACAAUGAAAAAUAAAUACUUAAUUCUGUUAUGUGA
Molecule: messenger RNA, 7990 nt
Organism: Austrofundulus limnaeus
Lineage: Eukaryota; Metazoa; Chordata; Actinopteri; Cyprinodontiformes; Rivulidae
Gene: cdh5
Product: cadherin 5
Biological process (GO): adherens junction organization; cell-cell adhesion mediated by cadherin; multicellular organism development
Cellular component (GO): catenin complex; bicellular tight junction; plasma membrane
Molecular function (GO): protein phosphatase binding; calcium ion binding; cadherin binding
Source: RefSeq, a predicted model, not a curated record